AUGCCUAUAUCUUCAUCAACUACAGUUGCACCUUCAACAACCACAACUGUGACCCCAACAACCAUGACUACACCCUCAACAACUACAAUUGCAAUUCCAACAACCUCAACUACUUAUCCAUCCACAACUCCACCAUCAUCAACUGUCACUGAAGUUUCUACAACUUUAAAUAUGACCCCUACAACAACGCUGACAUCUUCAGCAACUGCACCUCCAAAAACCACAAAUACUUCUCCAACCACAACUACACCAUCAACAACAAAGAAUGAUGUUUAUACAAUGACAACUAUGACACCGACACCCAUGGCUACAUCCUCAGAAACUACAACUGCAUCUCCAACAACAACAACAACACCAUCUACAACAACCACUGAUGUUUCUACAACCACAACUAUGACCCCCACAACAAUGCCUACGUUCUCAACAUCUACAACCCCGCAUUCAACAACAACCACUCAGGCUUCUACAACAUCUCUAAUCCCAAUAAACAUGCCUGCAUCUUCAGCAAGUGCAGCUUCAACAACAACACCAUCGUCAUCAACCUCAUCAGUGACCCCAACAACCAUUCCUACAUCUUCAAUAUCUACAACACAACCAUCAACAAUGACCACUCAAGCUUCCACAACAACUCUAACCCCAACAAUCAUGCCUACAUCCUUAUCUACUACGUCUACAAAUCCAACAACAUUUUCUGCUGCAACAACACCACAAUAUUCAACAACUGCAUCUGACAUUUCUACAACCACAAAUAUGAAUCCUACAACAAUGCCUACAUCUUCAGCAACUACAGUUGCACCUUCAACAACCACAACUGUGACCCCAACAACCAUGACUACACCCUCAACAACUACAAUUGCAAUUCCAACAACCUCAACUAAUUAUCCAUCCACAACUCCACCAUCAUCAACUGUCACUGAAGUUUCUACAACUUUAAAUAUGACCCCUACAACAAGGCUGACAUCUUCAGCAACUGCACCUCCAAAAACCACAAAUACUUCUCCAACCACAACUACACCAUCAACAACAAAGACUGAUGUUUAUACAAUGACAACUAUGACACCGACACCCAUGGCUACAUCCUCAGAAACUACAACUGCAUCUCCAACAACAACAACACAAUCAGCAACAACCACUCAAGUUUCUACAACAACAAUAACCCCAACAACCUUGCCUACAUAUUCAGCAACUGCACCUUCAAAAACAAUACCAUCUUCAACAACCACAACUAUAACCCCAACAACCAUGCCUACAUCAUCAGCCACAACAACUAUACCUACAACAACAUCCACUGCUACAACAACAUCACAAAAUUUUACAACUACAACUGAAAUUUCUACAACCACAACUAUGGAUCCAAGAAAAAUGCCUACGUCUUCAGCAACUACAGCUGCACCUUCAACAACCACAACGGUGUCCUCAGCAACAAUUCCUACACCCUCAACAACUACGACUGCAUUUCCAACAACCACAACUACUUCUCCAACCACAACUCCACGAUCAACAUCUACCACAGAAGUUUCCACAACCACAACUAUGACCCCCACAACAAUGCUCACAUUAUCAACAUCUACAACACCACCAUCAACAACAACCACUCAAGUUUCAACAACAAGUGUAAUCAUAACAUCCACACCUAAAUUCUCCGCAACUAUGACUGCAUCUCCAACAACAACAACUGAUUCAACAACAACACCAUCUGCAACAACGACUGAGGUUUCUACAACCACAACUACGACCCCCACAACAAUGUCUACAACCUCAGCAUCUACAACACCACCAUCAACAACAGCCAUUAAAGUAUCUACAACAACUCUAACCCCAACAGCCAUGCCUACAUCAUCAGAAAGCACAACUGGACCUCCAAUAUCAACAACACCAUUGUCAACAACCACAACAAUUAUCCCAAUAACAAUUCUUACAUCUUCAACAUCUACAACACAACCAUCAUCAACAACCACUGAAGUUUCUACAAUCACAUCUAUGACCCCCACAACAAUGCCUACAUCCUCAACCUCUACAACCCCACCAUCAACAACAACCACUCAAGAUUCUACAAAAACUAUAACCCAAACAACCCCGCCAACAACAACAUCCACUCAAGUUUCUACAACAAUUAUAACCUCAAAAUUAAUGCCUAAAUCAUCAUCAACAACAACUACACCUCCAACGACAUCCACUGCUACAACAACAACCACAACUAUGACCCCCACAACAAUGCCUACAUCCUCAACAUCUACAACCCUGCCAUCAACAACAACCACUCAAGAUUCUACAACAACUAUAACUCCAACAACCUCAGCAACUACAACUGCACUUCCAUCAACAUCUACUGCUACAACAACACCACAAUACUCAACAACUACUACUGAAAUUUUUACAACCACUAUGAACCCCACAACAAUGUCUACAACCACAGCAUCUACAACACCACCAUCAACAACAACCACUCAAGGUUCUACAACAACGAUAACCCCAACAACCAUGCCUACAUCCUCAGAAACUGCACCUUCAACAGCAACACCAUCUUCAACAACCACUCCUAUAACCCCAACAACCAUGCCUACAUCCUCAACAUCUACAACACCACCAUCAACAAUGAUCACUCAAGUUUCAACAACUACAAACCCAACAAUCAUGCCUACAUCCUCAACAUUUAUAACACCACCAUCAACAACAGCCUUUAAAGAUUCUACAACAACUCUAAGCCCACCAGCCAUGCCUACAUCAUCAGAAAAUACAACUGGACCUCCAUCAACAACAACACCAUCAUCAAAAACCACAAUAAUUAUCCCAACAACAAUUCGUACAUCUUCAACAUCUACAACACCACCAUCAACAACAACCACUGAAGUUUCAACAACAACUAUAACACAAACAAUCAUGCCUACAUCCUCAGGUACUACAACUAUAGCUACAACAACAUCUUCUGCCACAACAACAACACCACAAUAUUCAACAACAAAAACAACUGAAAUUUCUACAUCCACAAAUAUGAAUCCUACAACAAUGCCUACAUCAUCAACAACUACAAUUUCACCAUCAACAACCACAGCUGUGACCCCAACAACCAUGCCUACACCCUCAACAACUACAACUGCACUUCCAAAAACCUCAACUACUUAUCCAACCACAGCUACACCAUCAACAAAAAUGACUGAAUAUUCUACAAUGAAAGCUAUGACACUAACACCCACACCUACAUCCCCAGCAACUACGACUGAACCUCCAACAAUUUCUGCUUCAACAACACCAUCUACAACAAUGACUGAAGUAUCUGCAAUCACAUCUAUAACCCCCACAACAAUGCAGACAUACUCAAUAUCUACAACACCAUCAUCAACAACAACCACUGAAGUUUCUACAACAAGUUCAACCCUAAUAACCAUGCCUACAUCCUCAGCAAAUACAACUGCACCUUCAACAACAUCACCAUCUUCAACAACUAAAACAACCACCCCAACAACCAUGCCUAAAUCCUCAGCAUCUACAACACCACCAUCAACAAUAACCACUCAAUUUUUUACAUCUAUAACCCCAAAACCAAAGCCUACAUCCUCAGCAACUAUGACUGCAUCGACAACAACCACAACAACUACUGAUUCAAAAACAACAACAUCUGCAAUAAUGACUGAAAUUUCUACAACCACAACAACAACACUAUUGUCAACAACCACAGCAAUGACCUCAACAACCAUUCCUACAUCUAUAACACCACAAUCAACAACAACCACUGAACUUUAUAAAACAACUAUAACCCCAAUAAUCAUGCCUUCAUCCUCAGCAAUUACAACAACAUCUCCAACAACAUCUACUGCUACAACAACACCACAAUAUUCAACAUCUACAACUGAAAUUUCAACAACAGCAACUAUGAAUCCUACAACAAUGCCUACAUCUUCAACAACCACAACUGUAAGCCCAACAACCAUGACUAUAUCCUCAACUACUGCAGCUGCUUUUUCAACAACCACAGCUAAUUCUCCAACAACAACUCCACCAUCAACAACUAUCCCAGAAGUUUCUAAAACCUUAAAUAUGACCCCUACAACAAAACCGACAUCUUCAGCAACUGCACGACCAACAACCACAAAUACUUCUCCAACCAAAACUCCACCAUCAACAACAAUGACUGAACAUUCUACAAUGAAAACUAUGACGCUGACCACCACGCAUACAUCCUCAGCAACUACGACUGCACCUCCAACGACAACUUCUGCUUCAGCAAAAACAACACCAUCUACAACAAUCUGCAACUUCAACAACCACAACUGUGACCCCAACAACCAUGCCUACAAUCUCUACAACUACAACUGCACUUCCAACUACUACAACUACUUCUCCAGCCACAACUCCUUCAUCAACAACCAAAAAAGUUUCUACAGCCUCAACUAUGACAACCACAGCAAUGCCUACAUCCUCAGCAAGUACAACUGCACCUCCAGCAAUGACAACAACCACAACUACUUCUCUAUCCAUACCAAUACCCCCAACAACAACAACCUACGAAGCUUCUACAAUCACAACAGUGACUCCCACUACCAUGCCUACAUCCUCUGCAAGUACAGCUGUACUUCCAACAACUACUUUACCAACCACAACUUCAGCAUCCACAGCAACCACUAUAGCUUCAACAACUCCUUCCCCAGCGAAGCUCUGGUUCUCAGUGCUAUUAGCAUUCUCCAGAACUCAAGAGAGUCACAGCUCAACGAAUCAGUGAAGCUGGUGAAUGUCACCUAUGAAAAAAUCUCUGAAACCUCCUAUGCGGUCAUCUUUAAAUUUAACCUGAUCAACAUAAGCAUGCAAGGGGACCCUGAGCUCAGAAGCAACACCUACCAGCGACUGCAGAAUAUUAUCAAUAAUGUGUUGAACACUCUUCUUAAUGAGCCUGGCAGCCAAGUUUUUGAACCCAAGUCCUCCAACUUCACGAGCACAUCAAACCAAAUAGAGGGCAUUAUGGAAUAUACCUUCCAGGAUGGAGAGGUGAUAAAACCAGUCAGCUUCCUAAAUGAGCUUCAUUUACUGAUGGGUUUAACCACUACAACUGUGUCUCCGAUGACAACAAGCAGCUUCCCUGUGACAGCUUUAAACCUAGUAUCUGGUUCCGCAGUGGUGACAAGCAAACUGCUGUUCAACUCUUCAUCUCCAGUCCCCAGCGAAGCUCUGGUCCUCAGUGCCAUCAGCACUCUCCGGAACUCCAGAGAGUCACAGCUCAACGAAUCAGUGAAGCUGGUGAAUGUUACCUAUGAAAAAAUCUCUGAAACCUCCUAUGCGGUCAUCUUUACAUUUAACCUGAUCAACAUAAGCAUGCAAGGGGACCCUGAGCUCAGAAGCAACACCUACCAGCGAGUGCAGAAUAUUACCAAUAAUGUGUUGAACACUCUUCUUAAUGAGCCUGGCAGCCAAGUUUUUGAACCCAAGUCCUCCAACUUCACGAGCACAUCAAACCAAAUAGAGGGCAUUAUGGAAUAUACCUUCCAGGAUGGAGAGGUGAUAAAACCAGUCAGCUUCCUAAAUGAGCUUCAUUUACUGAUGGGUUUAACCACUACAACUGUGUCUCCGAUGACAACAAGCAGCUUCCCUGUGACAGCUUUAAACCUAGUAUCUGGUUCCGCAGUGGUGACAAGCAAACUGCUGUUCAACUCUUCAUCUCCAGUCCCCAGCGAAGCUCUGGUCCUCAGUGCCAUCAGCACUCUCCGGAACUCCAGAGAGUCACAGCUCAACAAAUCAGUGAAGCUGGUGAAUGUUACCUAUGAAAAAAUCUCUGAAACCUCCUAUGCGGUCAUCUUUACAUUUAACCUGAUCAACAUAAGCAUGCAAGGGGACCCUGAGCUCAGAAGCAACACCUACCAGCGAGUGCAGAAUAUUACCAAUAAUGUGUUGAACACUCUUCUUAAUGAGCCUGGCAGCCAAGUUUUUGAACCCAAGUCCUCCAACUUCACGAGCACAUCAAACCAAAUAGAGGGCAUUAUGGAAUAUACCUUCCAGGAUGGAGAGGUGAUAAAACCAGUCAGCUUCCUAAAUGAGCUUCAUUUACUGAUGGGAAUCACAGUCAGACAGUUCCAUUUUCACUCCAAAACCCUUCAAUUGUAUUCAAAAAAAAAUGGUGUCUUUUGCAGAUCUGGUUCCGCAGUGGUGACAAGCAAACUGCUGUUCAACUCUUCAUCUCCAGUCCCCAGCGAAGCUCUGGUCCUCAGUGCCAUCAGCACUCUCCGGAACUCCAGAGAGUCACAGCUCAACGAAUCAGUGAAGCUGGUGAAUGUUACCUAUGAAAAAAUCUCUGAAACCUCCUAUGCGGUCAUCUUUACAUUUAACCUGAUCAACAUAAGCAUGCAAGGGGACCCUGAGCUCAGAAGCAACACCUACCAGCGAGUGCAGAAUAUUACCAAUAAUGUGUUGAACACUCUUCUUAAUGAGCCUGGCAGCCAAGUUUUUGAACCCAAGUCCUCCAACUUCACGAGCACAUCAAACCAAAUAGAGGGCAUUAUGGAAUAUACCUUCCAGGAUGGAGAGGUGAUAAAACCAGUCAGCUUCCUAAAUGAGCUUCAUUUACUGAUGGGAAUCACAGUCAGACAGUUCCAUUUUCACUCCAAAACCCUUCAAUUGUAUUCAAAAAAAAAUGGUGUCUUUUGCAGAUCUGGUUCCGCAGUGGUGACAAGCAAACUGCUGUUCAACUCUUCAUCUCCAGUCCCCAGCGAAGCUCUGGUCCUCAGUGCCAUCAGCACUCUCCGGAACUCCAGAGAGUCACAGCUCAACGAAUCAGUGAAGCUGGUGAAUGUUACCUAUGAAAAAAUCUCUGAAACCUCCUAUGCGGUCAUCUUUACAUUUAACCUGAUCAACAUAAGCAUGCAAGGGGACCCUGAGCUCAGAAGCAACACCUACCAGCGAGUGCAGAAUAUUACCAAUAAUGUGUUGAACACUCUUCUUAAUGAGCCUGGCAGCCAAGUUUUUGAACCCAAGUCCUCCAACUUCACGAGCACAUCAAACCAAAUAGAGGGCAUUAUGGAAUAUACCUUCCAGGAUGGAGAGGUGAUAAAACCAGUCAGCUUCCUAAAUGAGCUUCAUUUACUGAUGGGAAUCACAGUCAGACAGUUCCAUUUUCACUCCAAAACCCUUCAAUUGUAUUCAAAAAAAAAUGGUGUCUUUUGCAGAUCUGGUUCCGCAGUGGUGACAAGCAAACUGCUGUUCAACUCUUCAUCUCCAGUCCCCAGCGAAGCUCUGGUCCUCAGUGCCAUCAGCACUCUCCGGAACUCCAGAGAGUCACAGCUCAACGAAUCAGUGAAGCUGGUGAAUGUUACCUAUGAAAAAAUCUCUGAAACCUCCUAUGCGGUCAUCUUUACAUUUAACCUGAUCAACAUAAGCAUGCAAGGGGACCCUGAGCUCAGAAGCAACACCUACCAGCGAGUGCAGAAUAUUACCAAUAAUGUGUUGAACACUCUUCUUAAUGAGCCUGGCAGCCAAGUUUUUGAACCCAAGUCCUCCAACUUCACGAGCACAUCAAACCAAAUAGAGGGCAUUAUGGAAUAUACCUUCCAGGAUGGAGAGGUGAUAAAACCAGUCAGCUUCCUAAAUGAGCUUCAUUUACUGAUGGGUUUAACCACUACAACUGUGUCUCCGAUGACAACAAGCAGCUUCCCUGUGACAGCUUUAAACCUAGUAUCUGGUUCCGCAGUGGUGACAAGCAAACUGCUGUUCAACUCUUCAUCUCCAGUCCCCAGCGAAGCUCUGGUCCUCAGUGCCAUCAGCACUCUCCGGAACUCCAGAGAGUCACAGCUCAACGAAUCAGUGAAGCUGGUGAAUGUUACCUAUGAAAAAAUCUCUGAAACCUCCUAUGCGGUCAUCUUUACAUUUAACCUGAUCAACAUAAGCAUGCAAGGGGACCCUGAGCUCAGAAGCAACACCUACCAGCGAGUGCAGAAUAUUACCAAUAAUGUGUUGAACACUCUUCUUAAUGAGCCUGGCAGCCAAGUUUUUGAACCCAAGUCCUCCAACUUCACGAGCACAUCAAACCAAAUAGAGGGCAUUAUGGAAUAUACCUUCCAGGAUGGAGAGGUGAUAAAACCAGUCAGCUUCCUAAAUGAGCUUCAUUUACUGAUGGGAAUCACAGUCAGACAGUUCCAUUUUCACUCCAAAACCCUUCAAUUGUAUUCAAAAAAAAAUGGUGUCUUUUGCAGAUCUGGUUCCGCAGUGGUGACAAGCAAACUGCUGUUCAACUCUUCAUCUCCAGUCCCCAGCGAAGCUCUGGUCCUCAGUGCCAUCAGCACUCUCCGGAACUCCAGAGAGUCACAGCUCAACGAAUCAGUGAAGCUGGUGAAUGUUACCUAUGAAAAAAUCUCUGAAACCUCCUAUGCGGUCAUCUUUACAUUUAACCUGAUCAACAUAAGCAUGCAAGGGGACCCUGAGCUCAGAAGCAACACCUACCAGCGAGUGCAGAAUAUUACCAAUAAUGUGUUGAACACUCUUCUUAAUGAGCCUGGCAGCCAAGUUUUUGAACCCAAGUCCUCCAACUUCACGAGCACAUCAAACCAAAUAGAGGGCAUUAUGGAAUAUACCUUCCAGGAUGGAGAGGUGAUAAAACCAGUCAGCUUCCUAAAUGAGCUUCAUUUACUGAUGGGAAUCACAGUCAGACAGUUCCAUUUUCACUCCAAAACCCUUCAAUUGUAUUCAAAAAAAAAUGGUGUCUUUUGCAGAUCUGGUUCCGCAGUGGUGACAAGCAAACUGCUGUUCAACUCUUCAUCUCCAGUCCCCAGCGAAGCUCUGGUCCUCAGUGCCAUCAGCACUCUCCGGAACUCCAGAGAGUCACAGCUCAACGAAUCAGUGAAGCUGGUGAAUGUUACCUAUGAAAAAAUCUCUGAAACCUCCUAUGCGGUCAUCUUUACAUUUAACCUGAUCAACAUAAGCAUGCAAGGGGACCCUGAGCUCAGAAGCAACACCUACCAGCGAGUGCAGAAUAUUACCAAUAAUGUGUUGAACACUCUUCUUAAUGAGCCUGGCAGCCAAGUUUUUGAACCCAAGUCCUCCAACUUCACGAGCACAUCAAACCAAAUAGAGGGCAUUAUGGAAUAUACCUUCCAGGAUGGAGAGGUGAUAAAACCAGUCAGCUUCCUAAAUGAGCUUCAUUUACUGAUGGGUUUAACCACUACAACUGUGUCUCCGAUGACAACAAGCAGCUUCCCUGUGACAGCUUUAAACCUAGUAUCUGGUUCCGCAGUGGUGACAAGCAAACUGCUGUUCAACUCUUCAUCUCCAGUCCCCAGCGAAGCUCUGGUCCUCAGUGCCAUCAGCACUCUCCGGAACUCCAGAGAGUCACAGCUCAACGAAUCAGUGAAGCUGGUGAAUGUUACCUAUGAAAAAAUCUCUGAAACCUCCUAUGCGGUCAUCUUUACAUUUAACCUGAUCAACAUAAGCAUGCAAGGGGACCCUGAGCUCAGAAGCAACACCUACCAGCGAGUGCAGAAUAUUACCAAUAAUGUGUUGAACACUCUUCUUAAUGAGCCUGGCAGCCAAGUUUUUGAACCCAAGUCCUCCAACUUCACGAGCACAUCAAACCAAAUAGAGGGCAUUAUGGAAUAUACCUUCCAGGAUGGAGAGGUGAUAAAACCAGUCAGCUUCCUAAAUGAGCUUCAUUUACUGAUGGGUUUAACCACUACAACUGUGUCUCCGAUGACAACAAGCAGCUUCCCUGUGACAGCUUUAAACCUAGUAUCUGGUUCCGCAGUGGUGACAAGCAAACUGCUGUUCAACUCUUCAUCUCCAGUCCCCAGCGAAGCUCUGGUCCUCAGUGCCAUCAGCACUCUCCGGAACUCCAGAGAGUCACAGCUCAACGAAUCAGUGAAGCUGGUGAAUGUUACCUAUGAAAAAAUCUCUGAAACCUCCUAUGCGGUCAUCUUUACAUUUAACCUGAUCAACAUAAGCAUGCAAGGGGACCCUGAGCUCAGAAGCAACACCUACCAGCGAGUGCAGAAUAUUACCAAUAAUGUGUUGAACACUCUUCUUAAUGAGCCUGGCAGCCAAGUUUUUGAACCCAAGUCCUCCAACUUCACGAGCACAUUAAAUGAGAUUGAGGGCAUUAUGGAAUACACAUUCCAGGAUGGAGAUCUCAUUCAGCCAGUCAGCUUCCUAAAUGAGCUUCGUUUACAGACGGGUACGUACAAUCAAACAUUACUUAAUUUUUCAUGCCUAACCACAACCAAAACUCCAAUGACAAACACAACUUCUCCACCGACUUUGGUUGGGAAGGCGAUUAUUUACAUUCGCCUUGUGUUCAUCACGUUGGGUCCCAUACCAAGUGAGAGUAAAGUUCUUGAGUUGGCUAACUCUCUACUCGAGUCACGUCUCAGAACUAAGCAAUCUGUCUCAACACGAACCCUGAGUGAUCCUGUGAGCUUUGUGAAUGUCACCUUUCAGAGAAUUUCUGAUAACUCCUAUGCUCUCAAAUUUGGAUUUGAAAUCAGUAAUGUCACCAUGACUGAGAAACUGGAACUCAGAGAUGAAACCUACACAUUAAUUCAAAACUCCAUUAAUACAUUGUUGAACCAGAUCUUAAGUUCCCCCUCAGCUACUCCGUUUGUGUUCAAAAGAGCCAAUUUCACGGGUAACUCCACUGUGAUUCAGGCCGAUGUACAGUAUGUUUUCUCAGAAAGUGACAUCCAGACACCCAGCAUCUUUCUCCAGGAACUUCUCAAAGUUAAUGUUGUUACCACACCGGCACCUGCUGUAACUUCUCCACCGACUGUGGUUGGGAAGGCGAUUAUUUACAUUCGCCUCGUGUUCAUCACGCUGGGUCCCAUACCAAGUGAGAGUAAAGUUCUUGAGUUGGCUAACUCUCUACUCGACUCACGUCUCAGAACUAAGCGAUCUGUCUCAACACGAACCCUGAGUGAUCCUGUGAGCUUUGUGAAUGUCACUUUUCAGAGAAUUUCUGAUAACUCCUAUGCUAUCAAAUUUGGAUUUGAAAUCAGUAAUGUCACCAUGACUGAGAAACUGGAACUCAGAGAUGAAACCUACACAUUAAUUCAAAACUCUAUUAAUAAACUGUUGAACCAGAUCCUAAGUUCCCCCUCAGCUACUCCAUUUGUGUUCAAAAGAGCCAAUUUCACGGGUAACUCCACUGUGAUUCAGGCCGAUGUACAGUAUGUUUUCUCAGAAAGUGACAUUCAGACACCCAGCAUCUUUCUCCAGGAACUUCUCAAAGUUAAUGUUGUUACCACACCCGCACCUGCUGUAACGCCCAACACUACAGUCCCCAACAACGGUACUAGUGCAGCAUGGGUUGUGGCUAUCAUUGUCCCUUGUGCUAUCGUCAUCAUACUUGUCCCUUGCUGGAUUCUACUUUGUUGUUUGCUCUGUGGUUGCUGUGCAGCAAUUAGAAGACGUUGGCACAGAAGACAGUCAUAUAAUGUACAGUACACAACUCGAAACAGCCUCUUCUAGAGAAUAUAGAGAUAUUCAGUGACCUAUUUUGCAUUGAUGUUUUAAAAAUACUAAAAUUUAAAACAUUUCUAUAUAUAUAUAAAAUGAAUACAUAUUAAUUAAAGAAAUUCCUGUAUUGCUGGGCAUACAGAAUCUGUAAUGAAAGAUGUAUUAAUUGUAUUAUCUGCUAAUGAAGGGUUUUAUUUAUUUGAUUAUUCAAUAUUUUAUAUUUAAAAAAAAUUUUGAUCUUGCUUUAUAAAUAAUUUAUAUGACAUAUCUUUAAUUUUAUAGGACAAAUGUAAAAUGUGUUUAUGCUAACUUAUUUAUUCACAAUUUUUAUGCUCUUUAUCUACAA
Messenger RNA from Myxocyprinus asiaticus (Chinese sucker), 11764 nucleotides. RefSeq lists its product as uncharacterized. The record is from RefSeq and is a predicted model, not a curated record. NCBI's taxonomy places the organism in Eukaryota, Metazoa, Chordata, Actinopteri, Cypriniformes, Catostomidae. The transcript is spliced from 65 exons. The coding region runs from base 1 to 11430 and encodes 3809 amino acids.